UCGCCAAGUAUAAAGAGUUCAUCAAGCGUCGCAAUGAAACGGACGCAACAGAUCAUUGCUCUAUUCUUUGGCACUCAGUCACCAUGAUUGCUCACUCCUUUACCCUCCUUCUUGCUGCCACUAGCGCAUUGGCUGGUCCUCUCCAACGUCGCGCCGAUGGGUUGAACACUCGCGCUAAGAAUAACGGGAAGCUAUACUUUGGCACCGCUGUCGACAGUAGCGGACAGUCCGAUUCCAACUACAUGAACAUCUUGAGCAACAGCGAUGAUUUUGGCCAAAUCACUCCAGCCAACGCAAUGAAGUGGGACACCGUCGAAAGGUCGCGAAAUUCUUUCAACUUUGGUCCAGGAGAUGCUGUUGCGAAUAUCGCAGCCAGGAACGGCCAGUUCCUCAGGUGCCACGCUCUGGUCUGGCACUCCCAAUUGCCCAGCUGGGUCGGAAGCAGUGGCUUCAACAAUGCCACCCUUAUCCAAGUGAUGAAGAACCACAUCACACAGACGGUGACUCAUUGGAAGGGCAAAUGCGGCCAUUGGGACGUCGUCAAUGAAGCUCUAAACGAAGACGGCUCCUACCGCUCGAGUCCAUUUUACAACGUUAUUGGCGAAGCCUUCCUCCCCAUUGCCUUCGCUGCUGCCGCCGCCGCCGAUCCCGAUGUGAAGCUCUACUACAACGAUUACAACAUUGAGACACCUGGCGCUAAGGCAUCCGGCGCGCAGCGAAUUGUGCGACUCAUCAAGUCGUACGGUGUCAAGAUUGACGGUGUCGGACAGCAGGCCCAUUUAAUUGUCGGUCAAUCGCCCUCAGUCGCCACCUGGACCUCCAACAUCAACGCAUUCACCUCCCUCGGUGUUGAUGUCGCCAUCACCGAGCUUGACAUCCGUACCAAAACCCCCGCUUCCUCAUCCGCUGUCGCUCAACAAGCCAUCGACUACGCCAACAGCGUCAAAGGAUGCUUAUCCAACACACGCUGCGUCGGCAUCACCAUCUGGGAUUUCACCGACAAGUAUUCAUGGAUUCCCUCCGUCUUCCCUGGAGAAGGCUCCGCCCUUCCAUGGGACAGCAAUCUUCAGAAGAAGCAACAAGUCUACAACGGCAUCCUCAGUGGUUGGGGAUCCGGCACCCCCACAGCCACGCCGACAGCUACACCUACGGCGACUCCUACGGAGACUCCUACGUCCAGCCCGACUAGUUCCUCGACUACGACUCCUACUGCUACCCCCACAUCAUCCCCGGGCGAGACCGUUCCUAAAUGGCAACAGUGCGGUGGAACCGGCUACGAGGGCCCGACUCAGUGCGUGAGCGGAACUACAUGUACGAUGUUGAACCAAUGGUACUAUCAGUGCUUGUAA
Molecule: messenger RNA, 1349 nt
Organism: Periconia digitata
Lineage: Eukaryota; Fungi; Ascomycota; Dothideomycetes; Pleosporales; Periconiaceae
Source: the annotation of a GenBank genome assembly